Diuraphis noxia (Russian wheat aphid) is the source of this 2314-nucleotide messenger RNA. RefSeq lists its product as uncharacterized. NCBI's taxonomy places the organism in Eukaryota, Metazoa, Arthropoda, Insecta, Hemiptera, Aphididae. The record is from RefSeq and is a predicted model, not a curated record. Gene Ontology annotation, cellular component: sarcomere. Gene Ontology annotation, molecular function: actin binding. Gene Ontology annotation, biological process: positive regulation of transcription by RNA polymerase II; positive regulation of Rho protein signal transduction.
AGUACGAUGAAUAAAAAAAAGUUUCCUAUGAACCUUUAAAAAUCACACGUUUGUUACGUAGGCGCCGGGCGCCGAGUGUAGUUUCGUAAGGUUUCAUGACGUUUGCGAAAAAAUAGAAACAUCAUAAACCACGUGGGUUCUCUUGCAUCGCCGGUGACGAUUUUGCGCGGAAUUUCUUGGCAGCCUGUUUCUAUUUAAAUACUUCAAUUCCGUCAGUUGAGCGCUCAUUAUAUAGCACUAUAGUGUUGGGAUGAUACACUAGGGUACACGAMUAAUUAUUGUUAAUAUUUGUAUUAAAAUUUCCCUUCACCAUGUCGUUUCUCGAUAUCGUUUCGAAAUUCAACCAACAAGCCGACAGCCAUUCAAAAUCGCAGUCAUUGAACCCGUUUUCGGAACAAUUCGAACAGUCAAGAUCGCCAUCGCCUCGAUUUUCCAGGGAAGAAUACGGAAAACCUAUAGCGGGCUCUAAGACAGAUCUGAGAGGACGUAAAGCAAAGUCGCACAUUUGCCGUGAGAUUUUGGAACUGUGCACCGUCAUACACGAUGUCGGCACUUACAAUACGAAAAAAAGAGCCCCCGAUGACGAAGACCAAGAUAUCGACGAUGAUACAAUUAUCGUUAGUUUUGGUGAACUUUUUCAGAUUUACACGAAAAUAUCGGACAAGGUGGURGGUCUGUUGAUUGCAGCAAAACGCCGUGGUUUCGUGUAUUUCGAUCGGGAAAUACUUUUUCAAAGAAGAGAUGACGAUGUACUUAUUGCUCUGUUAAAACCCAUUUCCGAAAUCAGCAAAAUAUUAAAAGACGACAUAAGUCAGGCAAACUCAUCAUCGGCACCUGUGGAGUCGAAGCCAGUGGAAAAAAAAAAAUCAUCCAGUAAAACAAAACAAGUUAAACGCGAGUCUGAAAAAGAACAAAAUCAAACAUCAACUAAUCAUUUGACGAUAGAUGACCAACCAAAUGUCAUAUCAUCAGAAGUUACAAAUGAUAAUACACUGGUUAUAGAAACUGGAAUUAGUAACGACUGUAAAACAAAUCGUGACGAACUAAUAGACGUAAAAAUGUUUGAYKACGAAAAUGUCGGGAAAAACAAUGACGAUCAUAACUCAAACUGUAAUAAACGCAUCGAAGAUGAAUUCGAUGGAGGAGAAUUAGUUAAUAAUGUUAUUGAAAUUUCAGAAAAUAUGGAGAUCCAAUGUAAUCAAGUAGAAGAUAACAUAUCGGAAGGAGUGAAUGGYUUAAUUAUUGAUGACAAAACUGAGACAAAAAAAAACAAUAGUUUCAAUGAUGUGGUCAUUGAAAAUAAAAACGAAAACUGUGAUUUGGCAGCUGACGAUAAUAGUGGCGAAGAGCGGGCGGAAGUCGAAAAUGUUCAAAGUGAAACGUACGUUGAAAUUAAUAAAACUCAUAUGAACGACGGUCAAGUAGACGUGACAGAAGAAAGUAUAAACGAUGUCGUCAACGGUACAGAAAAUAUCACCAACACCGAAACAGAACACGCCCACAUGUGAUUUUAAUGAAAACCACUAAAAAUAUUCGGAAUAUCCGAAUGAUAAAUGUCUUCUUGGUACAUUUCUUAAAACAAUUCCAUAGAUAAGUUUAAAGUAUAAGACGAAGUUAAAAUAAUAUGUAUUGUAAGAACAAUAGAAUGUAAUUAAAAUAUACAAAAGUACUGCCAACACACCAAUCAUUUAGUACAUAUUAUUGUUUACAUCAAUAAAUAUAUUAUAAUUAUUAUAAUGUCAUUCAAUGCAAUAUUAGAUUACGAUAUUAUAUUAUAAUGUUAUUAUGAGUUAGGGUAAAUUUUUCAAUCACAAUAGAAACACUUAACUACGUUAUAUUUGCAGUAGGUUGAUUCUUAAUAAUAAUAUUAAUCGUACAUUAUUUUUGUAAAGAAUAUUUUAAUUUUUUUUUUUUUUUGUCCGAAAAAUAGAUAGGUACCUAGAGUUAAUUAAAUCUAUGUGUAAAUGUAUUAAAGGUUAGAAGUUACUUGUAACGUUUCAAAACGUCAAGUUUAAUAUUAUUGAAACUCAAUAGACCUGUUAAAAUAUAAAAAUAAUAUCACUUGUUUGCUAUGUAUUUAAAUUCAUACAUAAAUUGGUUUUAGAACAGGUAAAUUAAUAUGGAUUUUGGGUAUUAGUUGGGAUGCAUUUUUACUCAUAUUUUAUUUCUAUUAAGACACGAUAUCGUAACUAUUAAAAAAUCAUUUUAGUUUUAAUCAACUGUAAUUGGAAUUUAAUUCAUACCUGUUAUGAGUCAUUUAUUUUAUUUUUAUUUUACUUUUAGGUAUAUUUUUUUAUAAUGGGUUGUAAAAUCA